Molecule: messenger RNA, 1800 nt
Organism: Brienomyrus brachyistius
Lineage: Eukaryota; Metazoa; Chordata; Actinopteri; Osteoglossiformes; Mormyridae
Exons: 17
Coding region: 203-1525 (440 amino acids)
Source: RefSeq, a predicted model, not a curated record
AUCUGCAAAACUUUAGCAGGAAAGGGCCUGACAAGGACGGAUGCAGCAACAGCAGCCCAGAUGGGUAUAAAUUGAGCUGCACCUCUUAGUCUCAGCAUCCAAACCUUCACCUCAGUGACAGAAACAGGCAGGUUCUUCACACCUGUGUGACGGAGCAGCUCAAAGACCGGAAUCAAACAGAAACAAGCGUAAAGACCCUAAAAUGAAACUCCUCUGCGUCGCUGUCGUCUGCCUCAGCAUCUGUGUUGUUUUCAGCACAGCUCUCCCUGUUACUGAGCAGGUGCAACAGAAGGACGGCGGCACCGCUGGGCUUAGUGGACAGGGGGGCACCACACCAACGCAGGUGCAGGUGACGCAGAGGGUCACCGCUGGGACUAAUGGACACGUAGACACCACAAAGACUGCUGUAUACACUAAUCAAAAGCAGGUGCAAGUGACGAACGGGGUCACCGUUGGGCCACAUGAAGAGGUGCAUACCACAAAGAUUGCUGUAAACACUAAUCCAAAGCAGGUGCAAGUGACAAGCGGGGGCACCCCUAGGCCUAAUGAAGAGGGGGCGACUACAAAGAUUGCUGUAAAUACUAAUCCAAAGCAGGUUCAAGUGACGCAGAGGGUCACUGCUGGGACUUAUGGACACGUGGACACCACAAAGGGUGCAGCUUACACUACUCCUAAGCAGGUACAAGUGACAAACGGGGGCACCCCUAGGCCUAAUGAAGAGGGGGUGACCACAAAGAUUGCUGUAAAUACUAAUCCAAAGCAGGUUCAAGUGACGCAGAGGGUCACUGCUGGGACUUAUGGACACGUGGACACCACAAAGGGUGCAGCUUACACUACUCCUAAGCAGACACAAGUGACACAGAAGGUCACUGCUGGGACUUAUGGACACGUGGACACCACAAAGGGUGCAACUUACACUACUCCUAAGCAGACACAAGUGACACAGAAGGUCACUGCUGGGACUUAUGGACACGUGGACACCACAAAGGGUGCAGCUUACACUACUCCUAAGCAGACACAAGUGACACAGAAGGUCACUGCUGGGACUUAUGGACACGUGGACACCACAAAGGGUGCAGCUUACACUACUCCUAAGCAGACACAAGUGACACAGAGGGUCACUGCUGGGACUUAUGGACACGUGGACACCACAAAGGGUGCAGCUUACACUACUCCUAAGCAGACACAAGUGACACAGAAGGUCACUGCUGGGACUUAUGGACACGUGGACACCACAAAGGGUGCAGCUUACACUACUCCUAAGCAGACACAAGUGACACAGAGGGUCACUGCUGGGACUUAUGGACACGUGGACACCACAAAGGGUGCAGCUUACACUACUCCUAAGCAGGUACAAGUGACAAACGGGGGCACCCCUAGGCCUAAUGAAGAGGGGGUGACCACAAAGAUUGCUGUAAAUACUAAUCCAAAGGUGAAAGUGACAGAGAGGGUCACCACCGUUGGGUCUAAUGAAGAGGUGGACACCACAAAGAUCACUGUAAACACCAAUCCAAGGGUCUCCUAAAGGACUCAGACGUUCAUUCCCAUUCCAUCUGUGGAAUCUUCUGUGCAUUUCUAGGAAGCACUCUCAUGUCUGUCUCUGGAAUAUCGUUGAAUUCUUUUCAAGAGAAUGCCACUGAAAUUCUAAUUAAAUAACCUUAAUAAGCAAAUAAUACAAGUAACUGUUUAGAGUUUUAUUUUAAAUUCACAUGUGACCUUUCAAUCCUUUAGCAUUUUAGUAUGUUUUUCUUUUUUGUCUCAUAAAAAAACAAGAAAAUAAACAGGCAAAAUAAAAUUAAA